AUGCCAAUACAUCAAGAUCGUUGUACCAUCAAGCCGUUUUCCAAACAUGCUGCAUCCAAUACUGAUAUCCACAAGUUUGAAACGUAUCAAGUUGAUACAUUGCCUCGUGUACUGAUUCCAAACGAAGUUCUUUUACAUAUAUUCGAGUAUCUACCGUACAAUACACUUCUUCGUGUAUCUAGCGUAUGCAAAGUGUGGCAGGCAGUUUCUUCAGACCAGCAGUUAUGGAAACAAUUGUGCGUUUGUGAAUCUAUUCCUAUCGAGUCAUCGGGUGCUGUUUUAAUUCAGGAUUUGAGUCUGACUAUACCUUUGAAAAAGGAGGACUGGAAGACCAAGUUUGUUGAGCAUAUCAAGCGACAACGACGUGAAGUGUCACUUGGUCAGUUGCUAUGGGGAUUUCCUCGAACAAGUCCAUUGCAAGAUAUGAUCAAUUUGACAUCAUCAGCCCCUGUCAAUAUACCUCAGCAUACCCAUAUCCCUGACUUGUCAAGCCGAUGUGAGCAGUGCAAUCGCGAUAGCUUGUGGACAUUACCUACACCCAGUAGCUAUUCAUCUUUGGCACAGUCUCUAUCAGUACUUUGCAAUGCAAUAAUCUCUGAUCACCAAAAGAUAUCACCUAUUUUUGUAGCAAAAAACUUGCCGAAAAUCACAGUCAAGGACUUGUAUACCAAUGCAAACCAAUCCUACAUUCGUAUAACGCCAACUACACAUGCAUCACCUGAACAUCGCGACUCUGCAUCUUACCUGACAUCACCAUCUUCAGGAACAAAAGAAUCGUUUUUGCUGCAUACACUACAAGCUGGGUGUGAUUGGGCACCAUAUAGUAAUGGAAAUUUACAAGCCUCCGCGUCAUCAAAUGAGGAUAGGCUUUUGGACGAUAUGUUGCUGAAUUCAGUCAUGAAACCCAAAUUUGAAUUACAUGGCUCUAAAAAUGCUCACACAACGAGUCCAUUUUAUCAAUCAUCCAAUAGUAUUCAGCAAGGUUCAGUCCAAUUUCCCAGUGUAAAUAAAGAGCACGACGAUGAAAACCAACACACGAGUCGAAAAGUAUAUGCAAUACCAAGUGGAUCUCAAACAGUGAAUUCAACUGAUCAAUCUGGAUCAUCUUUUAAUUCUAUCUUGUCCGGAUAUUAUUUUCAACCACAGAAACUCAAUCGUCACGCCAGUCAUCAACUGCAAUCAAAUAUAUGUAUCCCUACCAAAUUUAUUCUACCACUCCAAGAAGAUAGCGAAGAUGAAAACUACGUGAGUAGUUCAAACGGAUCUUUACUUUGCUUGGAUCCAUUGCAACUGUUUCAUUUCCAGUUUGAUAGUCUGUAG
Messenger RNA from Batrachochytrium dendrobatidis JAM81, 1320 nucleotides. RefSeq lists its product as uncharacterized. The coding region runs from base 1 to 1320 and encodes 439 amino acids. Lineage: Eukaryota; Fungi; Chytridiomycota; Chytridiomycetes; Rhizophydiales. The transcript is spliced from 2 exons. The record is from RefSeq and is a predicted model, not a curated record. Gene Ontology annotation, cellular component: cytoplasm. Gene Ontology annotation, molecular function: protein binding.